AUGAAGGACAUAAUCUUUGACUGCGAGACCGCGGUUAUCUUGACGAUGAAGAAAGUGUCACAGAGUUAUUUUGAUGAGACAGUGAAGUCAAAUAUGGAAUUGUUCGACCUCUCAGUAGAUGAUGCUAUAGCAGAAUCCGUUCAGACGUUUGCAUUAGAGGGUGUAGAUCUCUCCGAUAUUGUGAAGGAUAUGAUCAAGUAUGAAGACGGCCAUCCGUGUGCUCUUGCUAUCAAAAAACUUCAAAGGCUUUUAGAGGUUGACCAUGAAACUCCCGAGUUGCUGGAAGCUUUGCAAUCCUUACAGCUACCAGGAAACUCUGACUUUGCUGUCCGCAAAUUGUUAAUCGAUAUGAAUUCUGUAGAUAUCUUACUAAACCUUUUUGAUCUGUAUACUCCAGUUGGGGACUAUUGUCUAUGUACUUUAUUGUUGAAUGUGUUGUCCAGAAUAAUUAAAGGCCAUUCCGAAUCUGUUGGUGAAAAACAUAUCCAAAAGUUAAUAAAUUCACUCUCCAAAUUAAUUAAUGAAUUGGAAGAAAACCCAUCUACCGAUUUAAAAUUCAGUUUAAUUGCUGCAAUCUACUCAGUGUUACAUCUUAGUUGCACGAAAAAUGAAAGGAAUAGAACUUUUAUUUCCCAAACUCAAACUGUCGCUCAGACCAUAAAUUUUUUCAUGAGAAUCGCAGAAUUGUUUGACGAUCUCCCUUUUAAUACUUUCUAUCCUGCAUUAAAAGAAGGAUGCGGAUUCUUACGAUCACUAACCCUCGAUGAUGAUUUAGACGUUGAAUUCGGUCUAGGAAGUGAAAAUGCUCGUACCAUAGCUAAAAGUGACUUGUGUUUGGAAGUAUUUGUCAAGUUAAUAUCAAAGAUUUUGAACUCCUCAAAUGUCAGUGGAAUUUCUGACCUAUUUCAGACAUUAUCAACUAUAAUUACUCGCGAGGAGUUGUGCACAAAAUUCGCAUCAUUUAACGGCAUCGAUAUACUAAUGCAAACUAUCUAUUCUAAUAUAAAUUCAACUGUUAUUGUUUCGUCUUCAUUGAUCCUUUUACAAGCACUAUGUGGUUCAGAUGCUUGUAAACUAUCUGUUAGCAAUUGGUCAAUCCAUAGUAUUUCCGGACCUCAGCUUAUUGUAGAUCUAUUUGAAGGCCAUAUAAAAAGUCCUGUUGUUACAAAAUAUAUCUCAGGUGUAAUUGCUGCGCUUACUCUUCGACAACCUAAUAUUGCAAAAUCGUUUGUUACAUCAGGUGCAUCAAAUUAUCUCAUCAAACGCUCGAGCUUCAUUUAUCCAAUCCUUCAACUGUUCGAGCCGCAUGUAGAGCUAUACGUAACUGUGUCUCACGGUCUCCAGAAUUACGGUCUUCGUUUCUGA
Molecule: messenger RNA, 1365 nt
Organism: Schistosoma guineensis
Lineage: Eukaryota; Metazoa; Platyhelminthes; Trematoda; Strigeidida; Schistosomatidae
Source: the annotation of a GenBank genome assembly